Messenger RNA from Porites evermanni, 4522 nucleotides. NCBI's taxonomy places the organism in Eukaryota, Metazoa, Cnidaria, Anthozoa, Scleractinia, Poritidae. The record is from the annotation of a GenBank genome assembly.
AUGCUUUGCAGAUGCAACAAAGCAAGGGUAUUCUUACGUCAUAUCAGCGCCCGGUCUCUCUCUUUCUCUUGUUCUAAAAUGGCGAACGAGUCGACUGCUCAAAAGAUGGGAGAUUCUUUUCCUCAUUUCGGUACCCUGGCGAUCCAUGCUGGUCAAGAACCAGAGCAGUGGAAUUCUAGGGCAGUAGUGCCACCGAUUUCAAUGGCUUCAACUUUUAAACAAGAUGCCCCGGGCGAACAUCGCGUAAGUUUUCAGUAACCUUAAUCUUCUUACGCAAUGGACAUGUUGCGUAGAAUGUUAUUAAUUAACCUCCUGUUAUGAUCGUGAUAUUUAUAUCUGUUAAUAGGGAUUUGAAUAUUCUCGAUCGGGAAACCCAACAAGGAAUUGCUUCGAAGCCUGUGUCGCCGCUUUAGAGAGGGCAAAACAUGGUGAGAUUUUCUCUAGUUUGACUGUGUGAUAUUGUGUUUUUAUAAGGCCACGUGUAACACAAGAUCCGGAUUUUGAACACACUCUGUUUUUUUGUUUGAUAUCAGCGUUCGCAUAACAAAUUAUUUCAACAUUGUGAAAUCCUCUACUUCAGACGGCCUAGUAGUCAUCUGGAACCUUUUUACUGAGUCAAUGAUUUAUAUUUGGUAACGGUCGUGUUUAACAGUGGCAGAUCCAUUCCUCGCCGCCCCCCCCCCCUCUUAUUUUUGGACCGAACUGAGGCCUGAACCGCUGAAAAAUUUUUUUAAGAGACUGAGCCCCCCUUAUCUCAAGGUCUGGAUCCAGCACUGUUUAAUACAUACGGGGUGGGGGGCUUAAUAGAGGAUUUAGCAUAGGGUACUUUCACAGAACAGCUGUAAUGAUUUAAUUCCCUUAUAAUCUCCUUAGGCUUAGCCACUGCAUCAGGUUUAUCAGCAACCAUGCUCUUGACACAUCUUCUUAAGAGUGGAGAGCAUGUUCUAUGUGUGGAUGAUGUUUAUGGAGGUAACACAUGCUUUUAAUAAUACUAUUAUUUAACAAUUAAUGAAUGAGGCUGAGUAUCUUAUGAAGAAUUAUGGAGAUCAAGGAGGGUGUUAUUCGUCAAGGUGGUAGGCCAAGGCGGAUAACACCCUCCAAGAUCUCCAUAAUUCUUCAUAUGAUACGAAGGCUGAAUUCAAUAAUUGUUUUAUUAUUCAAAUUCAAAAUAAUUCCUAGUUUAAAAACAUGGCUAAAACAUGCUAACCUCCAACGAUCCCUCGAUGUUAAGUUCAUCUUCGAUAGUGCACGUUUAGGUUUGUCCAGCUCCGCAGAUAUUCUCCAAAUAGCAGAUGUCAUAGCAGAUGUCAUUGCCAUGUUUUUAGCUAUGUUUUUGCCUAGUUCUUACUCUUGAAACGAGUGAAAUGUCCGCCAUUUUUCAAGUUCACAAUCAAAACAACUCAACCUCGUCCCCAGGUCUUCUCGGUUACCGGUGCCUUAACCUUGGAAAACGCUGCAUGUUUGACGUCAUUUCCUCGUUAAACACAAAAUUUUUCCAAAUUUGGUCAUCAGUAACUGGUUAUGGUGAAUUAAACGAGUGCUUUUAGCCAAUCAGAAUCGGGAAAAUAUUUUGAAUGAAUAAUAAAUAUGUAUUCAUGUUCUGCACAUGUCAUCAGAUUCCCCAUGGGGUAGGACCCUUGGGGAAUAUGUUGUGGUAGACAAGGGAAUUGAUUGGUUUCUUUGCUCUUGUGGGAGGGGAAAUUUCCUGACAUUGUUUUAAGUCAAAAGGACAGGAGGUUCAUCAUUCAUUCACCCAUUCAUCCAUUAUUAAUCAAUUUGUUUUUGAUUAUAGGAACCAACAGAUACUUUUCAAAAGUUGUAGCCAUACAGAUGGGAAUAGAAAUCACCUUUGUGGAUGCAUCUGAUCUUAGUAAAUUGAAGAAUGGAAUCAAACCAAAUACCAAGGUCUGCAGUGAAUUUUAAAUGUAACAAACUGAACUUUGAUCUCUCAUUUUCCGGAACCAUCCUUCAUGGUUGCUCCUCCAAGAAAUUUUUUCCAAAUAAGCACCCAUUACUUAGGCCAAUGUUUUUAGCAAACUAGUUCCCACCCUCCUCAAAUAAGCAUCCUCUUUUCAACCUGGUUCCCAGAACCUUUCCCUCACUGUAGACUUGCUACAAGUUGACCUCUCAUAAGUUAUUCUUAAAAGUGAGCGAAGCGUGCUUCAAUGCCUGAGGUCGUGCAGAGACUGAGCAAACAACGAAGUGUUGAAGUCAACUUGUUUUGCCUGAAUGGAUUUGAUAUGAAUCAUAUUAUAUAUUCCUGCGCAGAAAAAAAUGAUAGACAUAUGCUGUGUCAGGAGCGGCAUGAAAUAUCACUCACAGGCCCUGUCCUAUUGGUCAAUUGUCAUGAUGUUACCGGUAGAAUUUUUGACCAGUGAAUUUCGCGCCAAACAGUUAUGAAAAGUCCUUUAAAAUGGCAUAACCAACCAGGGGAAAAAAAGAGGACUUUUAGAAAGUCUAUCCUCACUCUUACGACUGUUUAUGAAGCAUUUACAAGCUUUAAUUGGCUGCUAUCCUGUCAGAUUUUGCAUGGAUGCAAUGCUAAUCAAAAUGGUGUUGAAACUAAGAAAAGUUCCCAAGAAAAGUUCAAUGAUCAGUCUACAAAUGUUCAAUCAGUGUUGUUUGAUAGUAGUAAUGCUGCCGUGGCAUUUGCUCCUUUUGCAAUCCUUGGGUAGACUGUAAUCCCUGGUCAGGUCCGAUCUGUGAGGCUCUUGUUUAGAACAUUUCUAAUGUUAAAUAUUGUUUUGGUUAGCCUGUAAUAUCUUUGAUAAUUUGGCUCUUUUGACGUUGCAUGUUUCAUUGAUCAACUUCUAAAAGUUAUUUCUUUAAUAUUAAAUUUGUCUCAGUUUCUUUUUGUUUUUUUUCUUUUUGGAUUUUAAUGAGGUAAUGUCUAAUUUUAACAUGGAAGCAAAGUCAUCUGCUUUUUUAAUAAAACACCUUUUCUCAUAAAUAGAUGGUGUGGAUUGAGACCCCUACCAACCCUCUUCUGAAGCUUGUUGAUAUUCAAGGAGCUGCAGAAAUUGUUCAUCAACAUGAAGUAAGUUUGUUAGAUCAUACACAAUGUAAUUGUACAACCUUGACUAUUCUCUGCAGUAUGCUUUUUUAAAACUACUAUCUUAAUAGAGAACUGAACGAUCAAGUGUGCAUGGAAAUUAGUGCAUAUGUUCAUGAACAUGUUACAUAUCAGGUCAAAAGUAAAUUCAGGUUAAAAAUUUUUCAACCCAAGUUGAUUCUCUAUUCAUUUGUCUCCUUAAGCCCUGAUUAUUAAUUAAUGAAUUAUAGCCUGUUGCAGGCUACGAAGUAAGGAAAUUGAGAAUCAAACUUGGUUUAGAAUUUUAACCUGAAUAUAUGAAUUUUGACCUGUAACAAAAUACAUGUAGUACUGCAUUCAUCAAUGUUAAAUAUUAAAUGUUUUUUCAGGGUGUCUUCCUAGUGGUGGACAACACUUUCAUGUCAUCAUAUUUCCAGGUAUAAUACGUUGUAUGCAAUAUACUCCAACAGCCCAGAGAGAUAAAUUAUCAAUUCUUUUCUUGACAGUCAGCACUUGUUAACCCAAAACAUUGUGCCCUUCACAGGAAAAAAUAACAGAUUCCCAUUUUUGGAUAUUUUAGGGUAUUUAAAGAAUACCCACAAAAAUCCCAAAUUUGGAAGAGUGAGACAAGUCCCAACCAGGGAACUUGGUUCGGAAUUCCCUGGUUAAGACUUGUCUCACUUUGCCAAAUUUGGGAUUUUUAUGGGUAUUCUUUAAAUACCCUAAAAUAUUCAAUAUUGGGAAUCUGUUAUUUUUUCCUGUGCUUAAAACGUAACGUAUCCCCAAAAUUAUUGAUCCCUGACUAUCUUUUGUACUGACUCAAAACAACUCUUAAGUAUUUUGUAUGGGAAAGAAUAUCCUUGUAACUAUUUGAAAAUCACUCUGGCUCACUUUGACUGAUACAACAGGCUUUCAAAAACACCAGGGGUUAUAAUGAAUGACUUGAGAUUUUAUACCCCAAAAUCUCACCCUCGCCCUCUCCCCCUCUGUCCAUAAGAAUAUCAAUGCCAUCUCUUUAUUCAAGACCCACAAAAAUCCCUUCAGUGCAAAAUUUCAGACCCCUAAUAGGGGAUUAGAUACCCAAUCCCCACUCUCAACUGUCAUAAGGAAAUUAUACCAAACUGUCCCACCAUGAUUUUGAAAAGAGAAGCUUAUCUUGACUUUUGUCUCUGUUAUGACAUAGCUAAUUUCCAUUCAUUUUGUCUGUAUUAAUUUAACUGCUCUGCCAAAAAUUAUGUAAUUAUUUUGUAGCGACCUUUGUCUCUUGGAGCUGAUGUUGUCAUGCACUCUGUAACAAAAUAUAUGAAUGGUAUGUUUAUCAGAUUAUUAUACAUUUUAACCAACUGUUAUUUAGCUUUUAUCCCCUCUUUGUUUACAUUAACAGUAAUUUCAACUGUUUGACUGUUUUUUUUUUUUUUUUCAGGUCAUUCAGACACUGUAAUGGGAGUGAUUUGCACCAACAACGAUGACAUUUGUAAUAGGCUGAGGUUU